Molecule: messenger RNA, 762 nt
Organism: Rhododendron vialii
Lineage: Eukaryota; Viridiplantae; Streptophyta; Magnoliopsida; Ericales; Ericaceae
Product: protein PAM71, chloroplastic-like
Biological process (GO): Golgi calcium ion homeostasis; manganese ion transmembrane transport; Golgi calcium ion transport
Cellular component (GO): Golgi apparatus; chloroplast thylakoid membrane
Molecular function (GO): calcium ion transmembrane transporter activity; manganese ion transmembrane transporter activity
Source: RefSeq, a predicted model, not a curated record
AUGGAUGGUGUUUUGGACGAAUAUUACCUUAACAGAAGAAAUUUGGAAGGAGGGAUUCUAUACCCAGAGAUGUCCCAGUUUCUAACAUCUCUCCCUGGUUACCUUAAGUUUGUCCUUCUCUUUGGAUUCCUCACACUUGAAGGCGCUCAACAAGCGGUUGCUGCCUACAUGGUGGCUUUAGUUCAAUGCCUACACCCAUGGGAUACUCACAAAUACGAUACAUCUGAUCAGGAAACCUGGGCAAUGACAAUCAUAUGUGUUGUUCUAGGGCGGUCAUUUCAUCACGUCAAUGAUAUCCUUCCUGGCAGAUUUGGUGACACUGAUCUACUUGUUAACGACGUUGCUGCAGUUGUCCUUCUGGUACUGGUGUAUUUUGGGGUUUCGACCUUGGUUGAAGCCAGCUUUGGUGAUGGUCUUAAGGCAGAAGAAGAACAGAAUGAAGCAAAGCUGGCUGUUUCACAAUUUUCAGGAAAUGAAUCUGGGAUUUUGGCCACAGCUAAUACAGUCAUUAGCACUUUCCUGCUUUCUUUUGUUGCAGAAUGGGGUGAUAAAUAUCUCUACAAAAAUAUUGCACUUGUUGUCGCGUCUUCGCCUCUUGGAGUCGUUGGAGGGGCAUUAGCCAGUCAUGGAGUUGCAACUUCGCUGGCUGUGUUGGGGGGCUCUUUACUAGGGACAUUCUCAUCUGAGAAGGUAGUUGCCUACAUUGGCGUAACUCUUUUCGCAGUCUUCGCCUCAGUAACAUUGGUCGAGACAGUAACUUAA